Lodderomyces oxycetoniae is the source of this 2373-nucleotide messenger RNA. Its product is annotated as ribonuclease P/MRP protein subunit. Lineage: Eukaryota; Fungi; Ascomycota; Pichiomycetes; Serinales; Debaryomycetaceae. Bases 1 to 2373 code for a protein of 790 amino acids. Gene Ontology annotation, biological process: tRNA 5'-leader removal. The record is from RefSeq and is a predicted model, not a curated record. Gene Ontology annotation, cellular component: ribonuclease MRP complex; nucleolar ribonuclease P complex. The transcript has a single exon.
AUGAAUAGUGAUCCAAAGAGCAGGCAAGAUAAUGGUAGUAAUAAGUCACAACUUAAUAACAAAAAAACCAGGCUAUAUAAUAGUAGAACAAUCAGGACUCAAAAUGUUGAUCCAGCGUACAAUAAAGAUGAGAGUAAGCUAGAUGUUGCAAAGUUUAUUCAAUCACGGAAAUACGAGAUCAACGCCUUUGAGUUAUCGCAAUUGAAAAGUAAAAGUGCUUUAUCUACUAGAUGCUUUCAGAAUUUACCAAGAAUAAUGAGACGAAGGGCUGCAUCGCACAAUGUUAAGCGCAUCCCUAAGCGAUUAAGAGCAAAAGCUAUCAAGGAGAUGAGUGGUGCGACUACAAACACCCCCAAACACCUUCCAAAAGGAAGAGUUCUAUUCAAGAUUAUGCAAAAACAAAGAAUCUUGAAAGCAGCUUCGAAAUUGAAAAAUGACAAAUACGAACUAGACCCGGUGUUGAAACAGGGUAAUGUGCGUGCGGCAAUCAAGAAGUUAGCAAAGGAACUACGUUACCUUAAAAAUAAGAGAACCCCUACGAUGAACAACUCGGUUGGUUCAAUUGAUCGCACUGGAAAGGGUUUGCUAGCGCCAACACCAGCAGGUAAUAUUAAGUAUCGUAACAGGCAGCGAGAUUUUGCUUGGACUCCGACUCAUAUUUGGCAUGCCAAACGUUUCAAAAUGAGCAAACAGUACGGUUUUCAAAUUCCUUAUACUCCCACUCAGAAAUGUUUUAAAUUUAUGAAUAGACAAAAUCGGUACAAGUCCGUUUGUUUUGAUACUUCGUACACUUCAUCUAUGGUUUUAAGAACCCGUCUGGUGGGGGGCACGACUGGGGGGCAGAAUCUCACGUUGACUUUGCAAGAGUUGUUAAAUAAGAGAAAAGUGCCAAGUAUGAUUGCAAAUGGAGAAAAAUGUUACAUUGGUGGGAUUUAUAUGAAAGGGAAAGAGGUAUCACCGGGGCUCAUAUACGCCAACUUGCAAAAAAAUGUAAUACUAGUUCGUGUUCAUGCUAGCGUAUACGUGGAUCUUUUUGAAAAUAUCCGAACAAUGACAAUGGAGGAGGGGGAGGAUAAUAAAUUUUCAAACAUCGAGGUUGAAGAUUGUCGUUUUUCCCUUGGCAGUAUUGAUGUUUCUGGGCCCAGAUCCUUGAAUUCUUUGAGUAAGAUAUUUCAUCUUAAGGAUGUGUCGGAAGAGCUAAAGAAUAUUUGGACGUCUCUUGCCAAUCAAAGAGAAAGUUCCAUUAUUCCAGUUGGUACUGUUCUUGUAUUUAGUAUCUAUGACCCAAGACUCUGGAACAAACCUACCAAAUUACCAUUCAAAAGCCUGAACGAUCUUUACGAUGUGGUUUUAAAGUUGAAAACGAAUUCUCUUGUUGAUUAUAAGGUAAUUGAAAAUUUGUUAACGUCAACUGGUAGACAAGCAUCAUAUCGAGAUCAACUUUCAAUUAAAGAUUUAGGGAAAAUUAAAAGAUUAAAUACGGAGUUUCUGAAAAUCCUGCAUAGCACCAUUCCUAUUCUACUAGUUAAAACGGAAGCUCAGUACUGGUCGCUUAUAUGUCCAUGGUUCUGGGUUUUGCCAAUAUGGAUUCAAAUUGUAAAGAUUCCCGAUAUAAAACCUGGCGGGUUAAAACAGCUUCACCAGUUUCAAUUUGAAAAAGGGAAACCAUUUUUUCCAAACGAUUUUCCUUGGAAUAUACAAGGAUGGAAGUAUAACAAUGUUAAUGGUGAGCUAGCUAGAGAAUCCGAUAUGAAAAAACCCAAAAAUCAGGUCUCCUUGAAACAGUCUGAAGGUCCAUUUACUCAAAUUCUUGAUGCGUACAAGGCAGACUGGUUUGCGUUAAGGAACUUAACAUAUCUUGUCAAGUAUCGAGAUCAAACGUUAUUAACCCUAGAGGGUUCAGGCGUGCCCUACUCUGGAACUCAUGAGAGACAAUUGGAGUCUAUGACAGAUGUAAUUGCAAUGACAUGCUCACUAAAUAAGGAGAGUGAAUACAUACCGUAUUCCGUACCUAUAGAGAAAUUUGACCUGUCCAAUGAAGAACAUAAGAAAUUUUUGACCAAUGAAACUAUGAUUGAAGCCAUACCAAUGAUAGUACGCAUGAAAUUACCCGUGAUACAAAUCGAGCUUACUAUUGUGACAAACGGCGUAAUUCUAGAUAAUGCUAGAAUAUACUCAAAAGAGAAAGUUUCUGACAAAUAUUUAGUAGGGUUUGUGACAUCAGGUGGAAUGAAUUUGAAUAUUGGAAAGUGUAGCGGAGUAGGUGCCAUAAUAGCAAUAGCGCCGCUGGAUUGUAAGAUAAGUAAUAACACACUUUUUGUAAGAAACCCGGGAAAGUCAAGUAUCUACGAAUGUAAAUAUAAACAGGUUUGA